UUGCAAUACUGUACAUUAUAUAACUGUAGUAGGCAAGUUACUAAAGACUGUACAUUACUGUCAUAAAAUUUUAUAACCUUAUUUCCUGUAAUAAUAAAUCCAGUAGUAUAUACUACUUAAGCUCAAUAAAACUUUCGUAAGAGCUGAUCGUAAUAGAUUAUAUCCACAUUUUAUUUACAAUUGAUUAAACAAUAAGAAUUAAUAAAGAGAACUCAACAAGGGAAAAUUUUUUAACAAAAACAACAAAGAAUUGAGAAUAUGCAAAACCAAAGAAGAAGAGGUGAAGACACAAUCGAAAAUCGCCACAUUUCUAUGGCUCUAGAUUCUCGAAUCAAUCAAUCUUUCCAUUCCGACGACGUCAAAGAGUUUUCGGGAGAAAAACUUCUUCUAGAGAUUCUCACUUUGUAUUAUUCUUGGAAGAGAAUCCACGGCAAUAUCUCGGCCGAUAAAAAUUUCGAAAGGCUCGUCGUUUAUCACAUGGCCAAAGUGUGCACUUAUUGGAAUGUCAAGGAUUCGUCUUUGGUAGCCGAAGUGCUCAAUUGCAUAUUUCACUCCGAAGGACAUUUCUCUAUGAUAUUCAAUCACGCCGGUAUAUACUCCAACAACGCGUUGUCUGUGGGACAGUGGCUGUUGACUCCCGAACAACACGACGCGUAUCUCGUAGAACAUCACACAGUUUCUUUUUUUCUUUACCACGCCAACAAAGUCAGGAUGACGUUUUGUGGCACCCGUUUUGUCGAUCGCUGUAUCGAAUAUCCGUCUCGAUUGGCUCCGUGCUAUCUGGCUGCAAUUCUCGUCAAACCCCAAUUACUAUUACUAUUAUUACAAUACGGUGCAAGACUCGUCCCAAAAUACGAAGAACUGAGAAGUUUCUUGGAUAAUUUCGAAGCCGCGGAUUUAUAUAUUGUGUUGUUAAAACUUAUAUCUAGGCUGAGAGAAACAGUAGACGACGAUAUCGAUGCGGCUUUGGAAAACGAUAAUUCUCUCAAAAUAUUGAGUUGCUUGAAGUUCCUAUUGAGAGCUUCGGGUCAAUUGCAAAAACGUUCGAUCGAGUUGAUUAUUUAUCAGGCCGAUAACGAAAGAAAUAGAAAUUUUAUGUACAAAUUGAUGGAUACGGGUAUUCUGGAGUCGUUACGCCAUCGUUAUUUAGAGCCGUGCCCGUUGAAACAUUUAGCGAGAUGUACGAUAAGAAACGUUCUCAAUGAAAAUUGGCAACUUCCUCAUGGAAUACCAAAGCUUCCUUUGCCUUUAUUUAUUCAGAAAUAUUUAAAUCUUCUCGAAGAUUAAUUAUCAAAGAUAAAAAAAAUAAUGAUAAAAAUAUAGCACCAUUUAAAAAUUGUUUAAAUUCGAAUUUAAUAAAUUUUUUUG
This is a messenger RNA of Centruroides sculpturatus (bark scorpion), 1368 nucleotides long. RefSeq lists its product as uncharacterized. Gene Ontology annotation, biological process: intracellular signal transduction. Lineage: Eukaryota; Metazoa; Arthropoda; Arachnida; Scorpiones; Buthidae. The transcript has a single exon. The coding region runs from base 259 to 1287 and encodes 342 amino acids. The record is from RefSeq and is a predicted model, not a curated record.